Molecule: messenger RNA, 2123 nt
Organism: Scomber scombrus (Atlantic mackerel)
Lineage: Eukaryota; Metazoa; Chordata; Actinopteri; Scombriformes; Scombridae
Gene: asb5a
Product: ankyrin repeat and SOCS box containing 5a
Exons: 7
Coding region: 507-1505 (332 amino acids)
Biological process (GO): protein ubiquitination; intracellular signal transduction; positive regulation of protein catabolic process
Molecular function (GO): protein binding
Source: RefSeq, a predicted model, not a curated record
CAACUAAAUAAUUAUGCAAAAUGCAUUCAGCCAGAAUUAUACUAAAAUAUAUGCAAACAUGCAUUUAAAAGAUAUUUUUUUCAAUUUAAUUUGAAUUAAAUUAAUGUUUAUUUACUUAAUUAAAUUCUAUCAUGAGUAAAAAUGUAUACAAAAAUGCACUUUGAAAUGUGAUUUUAUCUCAUUUAUUCCGAAUUGAAUACUAUUAUGAGUAAAAACCUAUUAAAAAAUGCAUUUCAUGUCUUAUCUGCAACCAGAAGCAGUUCUGUUGUAUAUUACAAUUGUAUUUGCAUAACAUGUGAACACCCACCCACUCACACACGGUACAAUAACAUUGCAGUAGGUCAGGCACAGUAGCAGCUGCAGUGAAUGUUUUUUACCAGUCUUUGUCAGGACCAGCCAGCCAGUCAGUACACUGAGAGAAAAGUAGGCUACUCUUGUGCUUUUAUGAGUGGCAUCUGAUCCUGCCUUCAUCAUAACCAAAGCCCCUCUCUAACGUGCCAGAGGAAAUGUCAGACCCAACAGAGGAACUCACCAACAAGCCCUUCACGGCCCAGUUGUCCAAUGUUUACCUUAGCAUCUUGGCACUGUUCUGCUUCAAGCUCUUCAUUAAGAUUUCUCUCAACUUGCUGACAUACUUCUACAUUAUCCGUGGGAACCGUAAAGAGGCUGCCAGGAUAUCAGCAGAGUUUUAUGAUUAUGGCCAACAACACGGAUCCUGGGCAGACCGCUCACCCCUGCAUGACGCUGCCUGUCAGGGUCGCCUCCUGGCCCUGAGGACCCUCAUUUUACAGGGUCACAAUGUGAAUGUUUCGACUAUAGACCAUGUGACACCGCUUCAUGAGGCCUGUCUUGGAGACCAUGGUGCCUGUGCCCGAGCGCUCAUUGAUGCAGGAGCAAAUGUCAGUGCCUCUACAAUUGAUGGAGUCACCCCACUGUUCAACGCCUGUACAGUGGGCAGUGUGGCAUGCACUGAAAUUCUUUUGGAAAAUGGAGCAAAACCCCAGAGCCUCGUGUACCAUCCUUCACCAAUUCAUGAGGCGACCAGUAAAGGUCAUUAUGGUUGUGUGGAUGCUCUGGUGACCUGGGGGGCAGAUGUGGACAUGGACAUUCCUCACCUGGGCACAGCCCUCUAUACAGCCUGCGUCUGCCAAGAGGUGGAAUGUGCCAGGAAACUCCUGAGGGAAGGUGCCGAUGUACAAAAAGGCAGAUCUCUGGAUUCGCCCUUACAUGCAGCUGCAGAACAAGACUGCACAGCAGUAGUGAAGCUGUUGCUGGACUUUGGUGCAGACAUUAACGCCAGGAACACAGAGUUUCAGAGGCCGGUAGAUGUGGCUCCACCUAGCAGUCUAACAGAGGGCUUCCUAAUGCUGUAUGAAGCUACACCACGACUGCUGAGCCCGCUGUGUCGUCAGUGCAUCAGAAACUGCGUUGGCCGUGACAGACUCCAUCUCCUUUCCCACCUCCCCCUGCCCCACAGGCUCAGGAGCUACCUGCAGUACCAGUGAUAGGCAGAACAACUACAUUUGUCUGCCUACUGUAAAUGGGACAUACGCCUUUGACUCAAACAGAACAUUGUCUUCAUUAAAUCAUCUUGCCUUUAUCUGCCAGUCAGAGUAGCACGAGCAAUUAAUUGAAAUUAGUCACAGAACAGCCACUGAGUAGCUGUUUACUAUGUGUGAAUGUGGACCUGAAUGAAUGUAAAGCAGUGGGUUGGUGAAAAUGGCUUAAGAGUUAGCCUUUUCCGAAUAAAUUAUGGUUAAAACGAUAAAGAAAUCAUUAUUUGCAAUUCAGAUUUGAAGUAUUCAGAGUAUGCCUUACUAGUUGCAGUAGCUACAAUAGAUUGUCACACUUUGAAAUCAGCGUAACAUAAUUGCACUAUACGUGAAUGAGUAUUCAUAGUUUUGCUUUUGAUACCAAAUGCAUUAUACACUAUUAGAUAAUAAAACAUUUCUAUGAACUCUUUUGCCUUUUAAAAUACUUUAUGUUGUCAUUGUGGGCUGUGCUUUAAUUUUCUGAAGUUUGACUUGGUGUUGUAGAGGAAAUACAAUCAAAUUCAAAACUUGGUAAACAAAAGUGGUUGAAAAGUUUAAGCUUGGAUUAUUGAGUGGUGACAACUGGUGGAG